Messenger RNA from Podarcis lilfordi (Lilford's wall lizard), 492 nucleotides. The record is from the annotation of a GenBank genome assembly. Lineage: Eukaryota; Metazoa; Chordata; Lepidosauria; Squamata; Lacertidae.
AUGUCAAAGGUAUCAUUUCAGCCCUUAAGAGCCUUCACCACCUGCACCCCCCAUUUCCCUCUUUCUGCGACAGACCGGGUGAAGCAGCCGAGGAGAGUGCAGCCCUCCGAAGGAGUGGGGGCUCUGUGUUCCCGAUUGCCACCCCACUCACACACCCAGGUGCCAAGCAGCAAUCCAGCAAUAAGUUGUAUUGGCAAGCUAGACAGCCCUUUGUUUCAUGGAGAAGUCCCCCACCCUCACAAGAGAAAUUACUUCCAGGCCUGCCCCUCCACGUUAAGUGACUUCGGCCACACUUUCUGCCCAGGACAAUGGAAUGUUCUGUGGCCCACUGUUCAGGGACCAGAAAUAUUUUGUUGGCCAGAGUUGUUAUUUUUCGGGCCCUCCUGCACAGAUCUUUGUGGGUCUGCAUCUACCUGUAUGUAUGUGUCUGUGGAAGCUGAAGUCAUUCCUAAGCCAGAGCGCCUCCGCGCACUUCUGAGUGUCAGAAUCUGA